UCGAGGGCGUGAAGAGGAAGGCGGCGGGAAAUACUCGGGAGAGGGAGAUUUACCAGUGUGAGGUUUUCUUUUUGUUUUUUCUUUAGAGCUGGAGGGUGUAAUGGGGAAGACCCCUCAGGGCAGACCCGACAAGGGGGUCUCCCUCCCUACCCCGUCUUGGGGGGCAAGAGGACUUGCGGAAGGCCUCCUUCCAGCGGGAAGACAGUGACUGAUAAACGAUCUCUCUGCUCCAGUGGAUAAGGGCCACUGCUCUCUGAUCCUGCGUUUUACCAGCAACCUGAAUAGUGAUCUCCCUGUUUUCGUGUCUGUCCUUUUCUCCUCCAGAAACGUUCAUGGGAAUAGCCGCCAAAUAGUGGUGACAGUUGAAACACGCAGAAGGCACUGUUCCAAUCUUCACAAUUGAUUAUUAUCUUAAUCAGUACUCUACGCUGCCUCCUGAGAGGGGUCAGAUGCUGGGAAAGGUGGUUGGGGGGGGGGUGAGAUAAAGGGGUUUUAGGACCCCUGGACUCAGUCUUACUGGGAUAGUCAAGCCCCUGGGUCAGAUCAGGUCAGUCCCUGCCCGCUGAGGCCAAUUCCAAUCUUUUCCACUAGGAAUUAUCAGUGUUAGAUAAUGCUGGUUUUUGUUUUCCGUUGGAUUUCACUCUUGCUUCCAAUCAAGGCCCCCAGAUUAAAUUUUCGCUGGAUUCUGAGAGUAUUGGUUGUUUGAAGUUUAUAUUGACUGGGGGCUAUCACCUACAAUGGAAAUGGAGGUGGUAGUGAAUUUCUGUUGUGGAUUGAGUGGACUGGUGCUCAGCAUUCAUUUCAACCUGGGUCCUCCUAGUGUUUCUUUCUGGUUUGCGGACGUAGGACACCUAAAAACUACAUUACCCAGACUUCCUUGCAGCUAGGGUUCUGUAUGCAAGAUUGCCUCUGCUGAUUAGAUUCAUUGGGAGAAGAUUUUGGAGGCAGAAGUGAAGCAGAAGCUUUUGACUGUUGCUUCUGGCAAGCCUCACCCCUGGAAUGUUGUGUUGUGCUGUGUUUUGUUUUCCCGUGUCCAAUCAUAAGCUCCCUGAAUGUAUUGAGCGGGGAUGGUGAGUCAGGGGCUUCCUGACCUUGGCAGGCAUGGCAGCUCCAGCGGUAUAUUCUUGGAGUCACAACUGCAGUGGCAGUCUUCCAAUUCAUUACUUGCCUGAUUGGGUGGGAGUAACAGCUCUCUGUGGUCCAGGCCCUCCACCAAUCCUCCUCCCCACGCUUGGUUCUCCCUCCAUCCUCCCUUUAUCAGUAAAUGGUACCACCCCAUCCCUGCCAGACUUACAGCAUUGAUCACUGUCCAAAGCUAUUUACUUGCAUACUCUUUUCAUUGUCAGGGUCUCCAAUUAGAAAGUAACAACUUUCUGUCUUCUUUAUGCUGUGUCCCUAGUCCCUCUGUACCGAGUAGAUGCUCAGUAAAUAAUUUCUGAGUUAAUUAACUUAUUUAUUUCUCUGUCUCAUCCUAUAGUGUGUGUGGGUUCAUAUGAGAACAUAAAGCAUUUGGAAUGUUAUGUCAAUGUUAAGUGACACAAUUAUUACGUUCUAUUAUAAGCUCUUCUUCUCAGCUUCAAGCACUGGGUCUCUCCUUCCUUGUACUGGUAGAAGUGAAAUACUUAAUGGAGAAAGGGUGAGACUGGAAACAAAACUCAAGAGACUGGUGUUGUGCUCCCUCCUCCACAGUCAGGAGCCACUGGGUUGGGGGGAAGCAGGGGAGGAUGUUUAUGACCCCAGGUCACGUAUCUCUUUCCUCAGUUCUCCAUCCUUCUCAGGCCCACACCAGCUCCAUGCCCAUUGUAAACCGUCUUUUCUGUUGUGUGCCCAGUGCUACCGCUGGGGUAGGUGCUCCAUCUGUCCGUCCGUCGCUUGGGGGUCACCUGAUCUCCAAGUCUGCCCAAGGAAUCAGACACAGUCUCUGCUCCUUCCUUUGUGGCCCCCAAAGACAAGCUCACAAGCCCUUUUGUGUUAAGGAUUUAGUUGCUAAUCACUGGUGAGAAUAAUAACAAAAAGUUGCAAAGCUCUUGGAGCUGUGUUCUCUGGCCUGCAUGGUUCCUAACUCCUGUUGAGAGAAACCGGUGUAAAUGAAAGGAUCCCCUGGCUUACACUGAAGCACAGGUGAGGUGUGGUAUGUCCCUUCCUUUCCAAUAAAAGCAAAGAGAAACCAAAGAGCACUCCAAACCCCACUUGUGUCUCAGUAUAAACCACUGGGACUCUUCCCUUUAGGAUGCUUUCUCUUCCCAUCAUCGGUGCCUGGGUAACCUAAGGGCCUCUCAUUUUCUGCCCCUCUGCUGUGUCUUGGAGCUAUGUCGUCUGGGUCUCUGCUCACAGGAUUUGCCUGUGGCCAGACGGAAGGUACUGGAAUUAGUACUCCCACCGCAGGGAUCUCGCAAGGCCUGCCAGGGAAAGUGGAGGCCUUUAAAGUGUGUUGCUCAUAGUACAUUCCUGCUGUUCCAUCUGCAGACAACAGCCACAGAAUUUUUCCAGCUACCAGAGGCAAGGGAUGGCAGGUGGUUGUCUGGAAUACCUGGGGCCCAGGACUCCGGGUAGAAAUAACUUUCAAGUAAUCUGGUAAGCUCGGGUGCCCCCCUGUGGUUCCGAGUGGAAUGUGUCCAAUUUGCCUUAGGGAAAGGCAAUCAGAGUAAUGGGGGCGGGGGAUAUUUUCUAUUUUUCUGCUUCUCAAACUGAGGUCUGGCCCACGUGCCAGCACUAUCAGCAUCUCUGGUCUCACUCCAGACCUGCUGUAUCAGAAUCUGCACUUUUAACAGGAUCUUCACAUUAAUGUUGGAAAGGCAUUGUUCUGGCAGCCUCCAGGAUGACCCUAAAAGCUUUCCUCUUCUCACUCCAUAAGGAGAUGCUGAUGGCCAAAGACCAAACAGCUCCCAGGUAGCAUUGCCUCUCCUUCGGGACUAAAGAGACAGAAUAGACCCUUCCCCAUUUCCAUACUCCUAACCACUUCCCAAGGAGCUUUUCACACACCAGCAUCCUUGGUUUUCCCUUGAUCUCUGGAUCAACCUGUUCAAAUCCAGGCAGCAGGGCUGAGUGCCGUGAGCUUUACGUGACUCAGCCCUUUCCUCCCAGAGCUCAUAACAUCCAUCUUUUAAAGCUGUUUUGGUAAAGCACACGGCAUAUACAGCAGAUGGCCUGAGCAGUACACUGCUCUGCUCUCCUUCCCAAGGCAAACAAACCCCUAUGGUAGAGGAAAUGGCCCAGUUAUAUAAGCACCCAUUAUGGGGUUACCCCAAGAGUGCUUGUCUAAUUCUCUGGUUCCCCAAAAUUUCUGCACCAUGCCUCCAUCAGAUUGCUUCCCUAAACCAUCUGGCUCUAAGUUAAAUAUUUUCUGGGGACCUUAGAUUUCCCCAAAGCAAUGUAUUUUCUUGCAUGGAGUCGGGAUUGCAUUUAGGGGCCAACAAUAAAAAGACCAUUGAGUUAAAAAUCAGGAGCCCUGGGGCACCUGGGUGGCUCAGUCAGUUAAAUGUCUGCCUUCAGCUCAGGUCAUGAUCCCUGGGUCCUGGGAUCCAGCUGGCACUGGGUUCUCUGCUCAGUGGGGAGUCUGCUCCUGCCUCUCCCUCUGCCUCCCCCCUCAUGCUCUCUCGUGUACUCUCUCUCAAAUAAAUAAAUAAAUAAAUAAAUAAAAUCUUUUUAAAAAAUCCGGAGCCCUGGUACUUUUCUCCUGUCCCCACCAGCCCUGUGACCUCAGGAGAGUUGCAAACAGGUGGGUUCAUACCUGCAUUCCCCUUUUCCAGGGAUAGAUAGUAUGGCUGGUGAUAGAUAGUAUGGCUGGUGACAUUGUGUGCCUGGAAGCUCUAGUAACUAAGGAGUACUUUUGUUUUGGCAACUAUGAAGCCUUUUUUGAUUUUUUUAAAAAAGAGAUUGUAUUGCAACUUAAAAAGAUAAUCCACAGAUGAAACUCUAGUGCCUUUAUAAUGCUCACAAAGGCUGGAAAGAAGGUGAACUCCAACGGUUUGGAUGUGCUCUGGGAACAUAGCAUGUUUCGGUGUGGGGAUGUUCAUGUUUCUAGAAUCCCAAGAGGGUGCUGUGUGUGUGUGCAGUUGUCUGGGGCAGGGAGUGCUCCUCUUGGAAUGAAACACAGUUGCAGCUGUGUGUGAAAGUGGUGAGCUCUGUCUGAUGUGUUCUGUAUGCUGGGCAUGUGUAUGUGUGGCUUAGCUCUUACUGAGCUAAGAGACCUGGGUUCCGGUUUGGUGGCCUUGAACAUGUCCCUCAGAUCUUCCUGAGCCUCAGUCUAUUCAUUUUUAUUUUAUUUUAUUUUUUAAAAGGUUUAUUUACUUAUUUUAGAGAGAGAGAGCUCUCGAGUCAGCAGAGGGAGGGGUAUGGGAAGAGGGACAAGCUCCCUGUUGAGUGUGGAGCCCGAUGACCAUGACCACGGGGCUCCAUCUAAGACCUUGAGAUCAUGACCUGGGCCAAAAUCAAGAGUUGGACCCUUAGCCGACUUGAGCCACCCAAGCGCCCCCAGUCUACUCAUUUUUGAAUUAAGGAGUUAGUCUGGUUGAUUUUUAAGUUCUCUUCCAACUGUGUCAUGCUGAGCAUCCCACUUGAAUAUGAGGGCCUUUUGCUAUUGGUUUUAUUGUUGAAUUUGGUUCUGGGUCUCUCUGUUGCUCUAGGUCAGCCAUUCCCUUGUUCGGUGACUCCUCGGCCAGCUUCUGUACUUGAGUUGUUGCUGGCCGAAAAACUGGAAAUUAGCUUUUCAGAAAUUAUCUUACUCAGUGAAAAUGCAGGAAGCUUGUGCAUGAAACUCUCUCGUCAAACACACACAAACACACACACACACACACACACACACACACACACACACGGAGCAAGAAACCACAGGGCCCAUCGGUUUGUCGUCAUCAAGCAGACGAGAACAGUGCAGAAAACUCUAGGCAGAGAGGAAAUGAACUUGAGAGAAGGGGGAACACACAGCAGGGAGGAGAAAAAGAGGGCUGGAGUGGAAGGAGAGAGCUGAAGGGCUGGGGCGCCGGCACGGUGGGAGGAUGGAAGAAGUGGCAGUGAAACAGGGCUUCCUACACCUGCUGCAGCAGCAGACUUUUGGAAAGAAAUGGCGCCGGUUUGGGGCUGUGCUGUAUGGAGAGUCAGACUGCGCCUUGGCCCGGCUGGAGCUCCAGGAGGGCCCAGAGAAGCCACGCCGGGGAGAGGCUGCCAGGAGGGUGAUCCGCCUCAGUGACUGCCUACGUGUGGCUGAGGCCGGCGCGGAGGCCAGCAGCCCCCGGGACACCAGCGCCUUCUUCCUGGAGACCAAGGAGCGCCUGUACCUGCUGGCAGCCCCCGCUGCAGAGCGCAGUGACUGGAUCCAGGCCAUCUGCCUCUUGGCCUUCCCUGGCCAGAGGAAGGAGCUGCUGGGGCCCGGGGGGAAGGGCAGACGGCCCUGCAUGGAGGAGAAUGAACUGUAUAGCAGCGCGACUGCAGUAGCCCCCCGCAAGGAGUUUGCUGUGACCAUGCGACCCACAGAAGCCAGUGAGAGGUGCCGGCUCCGGGGAUCCUAUACCCUCCGGGCUGGGGAGACUGCCCUGGAGCUGUGGAGUGGCCCUGAGCUGGGCACCCAGCUGUUUGAGUGGCCCUACAGGUUUCUGAGGCGCUUUGGGCGGGACAAGGUAACCUUUUCCUUCGAGGCAGGCCGGCGCUGCGUCUCUGGAGAAGGCAGCUUUGAGUUUGAAACUCGGCAAGGCAACGAGAUCUUCUUGGCCCUGGAAGAAGCCAUUUCUGCCCAGAAGAACAGCACCCCUCCUGGGCCCCAAACCCAGCCAGCCACAGUCCCUGCGGUGCUGCCCCGGCCAGAAAGCCCCUACUCCCGGCCCCACGAUUCACUGCCACCUCCGUCGCCCUCCACUCCAGUGCCCACCGCCCGGCCACGGGGCCCAGAGGGGGAGUAUGCAGUGCCCUUUGAUGCAGUGGCCCGUAACCUGGGGAAGAGCUUGAGGGGCAUCCUGGCGGUCCCUCCCCAGCCCUCUGCGGACCCUCUGUAUGACAGCAUUGAGGAGCACCCACCCCCGCGACCUGACCACAUAUAUGAUGAGCCUGAGGGAGUGGCUGUCCUGUCCCUAUAUGACAGCCCACAGGAGCCCCAGGGUGAGGCCUGGAGGAGGCAGGCCACAGCUGACAGGGACCCUGGCAGCCUCCAGCAUGUCUACCCAGCAGGGCAGGACUUCUCUGCCUCUGGGUGGCCACAGGGAACUGAGUAUGACAAUGUCAUUCUUAAGAAAGGCCCAAAGUGACGGGAGUGGAGAAGGCGUGGACCUUAUCAAAUAGGGGUGCUGAAGCCUGUGGGUGCUGAAGCCUGCCUGUCCCCCCUGGGGGUGGCGUCAGAGGCCCGUGAGAAGGAGCCGGAGGAUGGCAGCAGGCCUUCCAUCUAGUUUCUGCUGGUUACUCCUCCCGGCUGCUGCAUUCCAGGAAUUUCCCUCUGCUUCUUCCGGAACCCUGGGCUUGGCCUACCUUAGUCUGGUCUGAGGAAUUGUCCCGCCCAGGGCCUGCUGCGUGAGUCACCAUCCUAAUGCAGGAAGAGUGCCUGAAAGCGACACACCCUCCUCCUACCCCUUCCCACUUCCUCUUCUUUCUUUCCCCGGCCUAAAGGAACCUUGGGCAUUUAGGGGAGAGGCCAAAAGGAUGUCAGCAAAUUGCCCUGAUUCCUUGGCUUGUGCAGGCCUCCUGCCUGCUGGGGAUAGCCCUGGCUCCAGGCACCCGGGAGGAUGGCUGUCGCUUUCUGUAGGUUUUGGGUUUCUCUGUGGCAUUAAACAUUU
Molecule: messenger RNA, 6758 nt
Organism: Zalophus californianus (California sea lion)
Lineage: Eukaryota; Metazoa; Chordata; Mammalia; Carnivora; Otariidae
Gene: DOK2
Product: docking protein 2
Exons: 6
Coding region: 4998-6236 (412 amino acids)
Biological process (GO): cell surface receptor protein tyrosine kinase signaling pathway; positive regulation of MAPK cascade
Cellular component (GO): cytoplasm
Source: RefSeq, a predicted model, not a curated record